AUGAACAGAACGGGUUUAGCCGGCAAUCGGGCGAGACUGACUUCUAUUGUCGGUAAUAGUUUGUGGCCGGGAAUCUUAUCACAACCAGAACCACUCGAAGAUGUGCUCGCGACCGUAAAUCCUCGAUCGUGCUCGUGACUACGAUAAGAUCGCCCAUAGUCCGCCUAAAUCAGUUGCGCCGCGAUCGCCGCCGAGGCUAGACAUGUCGGUGUCCUGGUCCAAGACUAUUGUGCUGCUUACUGUCGCCUGGGUGAGCACCCUGUGCCUCCUUCCGGUGGAGACGUUCUGUGACACCUCCUACUACGAGAAGUACUACGCCGCCAGGCGGUACGUGCCACUAAAACGGAAUGCUCCGCUUCUCUUCAACUUUACGCUCGCCAUUCCAGAGGAUGUGAAACUGGCCAGCCACGAGCGGCCUGCCUUGGUGGGUAAUCUGGCGGCACUGGGCUCCUGGCAGGCUGGCCAGGCGGUGCUCCUGAAUCGCACCGACAGUCACAGAGUGUGGACCGGCUCCGUAGAGAUACCGCAGAACAGCAGCGUGGAGUAUCGAUACUUUUCUGCCGCCGUGGGCAAGAGCGGAGCCGUUCAGAUCCGGCGCUGGGAGUCACAUGUCCUGGCCAGGAGCUUCAACACGACCAAGUUUUCAGGAAAUCGUAGUGACGAAUUCGGACUGAUCGACCAUCAGCGGCAGCUGUCGCGUGGAUGGCUCCAGGACUCCGGGAGUAUCCUGCAGCUGAAGGUAUUCCGGGAGGCCCUUACAUUGGAGGAGCAGCCAGAGGAGGGACGCGGUCAGCUGCGGCUGCGCUUGCAGCCAGUGGAUCCGAAAAGCCUGGCGCCCAUCCUCAGCUCGGCUCGGGCCAAUGUGGAGUACGUGCGCAUGGCCUACGGAGACAGUAUACUAAGAACCCAACCGGAGUACGGAGUACCCUAUGCCACUCCGGAUAUCCUGAUGUAUCACAUAAGCCUCGAGCAGCUCGAUCAAGUGGCCUUCCUGGUAGAGGUGUACGCCGAGGAGCCGGAGGAGAGCCUGGUCCGCCUACUGGGCUACGCGCACCUGCUUCCCGAGUCCUUCCCCGGUACCGAAGGCGCUCUCUCCAUCAAUCUGAUCUCGCCACUCUGGCAAAGAGUGGUAGGUCAACUGCAGCUGGAGUUCCUCAACAUCCGGCCCAUGGAGCGGGACGGCUUCGAUCUACGCACAAGCUUCGCCAACUACUGGAGAUCCAACUGGACGGCCCUGGAGAUCGGCCACCGGGGACUGGGCAAGAGCCUAACGGUAACCUCGAAUGCCGCCCCGCUCAUCGAGAACACGGUGGCCUCCAUGAUUGCUUCCGCGGAUCGGGGAGCCGACUUCGUGGAGUUUGACGUCCAGCUGACCAGCGAUCUGGUGCCCAUCAUUCACCACGACUUCUCCAUUCGCGUGUGCAUUGACUCCAAAACGCCGACCAGUCGCAACGACCUCACCGAGGUGCUGCUAAAGGACAUCACCUACGAACAACUGAAGGAGCUAAAGACCUACCAGGUAGUGGGCAACAAGAUUGUAGAGUAUCCAGCCCACAACAAUGUCGAGCCUCCGGAGCAGCGCCUCUUUCCCACGCUGCAGGACUUCUUCGAGCGCGUCAACCAGUCCACUGGCUUGGACAUUGAGAUCAAGUGGCCGCAGCAGAAGGUGGACGGAACCUUCGAAAGCGAGCAGACCCUGGACAAGAAUCUUUUCGCUGACCGAAUCCUGGCCGUGGUGAGGCAAUACGGAUGCGGGAGGGUGAACCUCCUCAAGAGCUUCGAUGCCGAUCUCUGUUCGCUUCUGCGCUUCAAGCAACACAUGUACCCGGUGCUCUUCCUCACCAGCAGCAAGGAGAACGUGUUCACCGAUCCCCGGACCAGCACCGUGGAGCAGAGUGUCAACUUUGCCCAGGCCUUUGAUUUCGGGGGGAUUGUGCCGAAUGCCGUGUUCGUCAAGUCCGAUCCGGAGUUGGUGAAGCGGGCCAAGGAGCAGGUGCCGAUUGUCCUGCUCUGGGGAUCGGAUCUUAAGGACCGUGACUCCAUCGAUUGGUUCCUGCGACAAGGGCCCACGGGCGUAAUCUACGAUCGGCUUGAUCUCUGGCUGGGCGCCAACAGGACCAGCGCCUUCGAGGCGGAGGACGACCUGCCGGGCUACUUCCAGCUUCAGUGCGACCCGGCGUCCAAGACUCGAGAAGUCAACGCCACCGUCGAGAGUAUUCUGAGUAACGUUAACUUAUUGUAGAGCCACAGUCCUGUACACACAUUUAAUAUGCCAAAUAAUAAACGAAAUAAAAACGCAA
Molecule: messenger RNA, 2300 nt
Organism: Drosophila ananassae
Lineage: Eukaryota; Metazoa; Arthropoda; Insecta; Diptera; Drosophilidae
Product: glycerophosphocholine phosphodiesterase GPCPD1
Exons: 1
Coding region: 203-2242 (679 amino acids)
Biological process (GO): glycerophospholipid catabolic process
Molecular function (GO): starch binding; glycerophosphocholine phosphodiesterase activity
Source: RefSeq, a predicted model, not a curated record